CUCGCACACACCAAAAAGCCGCAGAGUUCAUCUAUAUACAACGCAAGCGCAUCGAUUCCGAUGGGUGAACCAAAAGCGCACCUUCCCCCGGCUUUCUCAGAUACCGCAAUCCGUGCUCUGUCAAUUGCUCUCGACCUCCCCGAGCCCGUAACCAUAUCCCGCCUAUCAGCCACCGCCGAAUACCAUGGCAUCUAUUUGCUUCGGUUUGAUGCAGGCAGCGUGGGGCGCAUUACGCCGCAGCUGCAAACUCGGGCGGUCGACGCCGAUGGCUCUGCCACUCUCGUUCUCCGCGUGUCGGGCCGACACUUGCCCAACCUGAAAACUCGCAACGAAGUUGGAUGUAUGGCUUGGGUGCGCUCCAACACAACUAUUCCCGUCCCGGCAGUUAUUCGUUACGAUUAUACCGAAGAUAACGCGCUCGGCCACGAGUUUACCCUUUUGGAAAAGGCCCCCGGCGUGAGCGUGGAUACCAUUUACGACACCCUUAACGAAGCCCAAAAGCGCCUGAUAGUUGAACAGUUAACCUGGUAUGUUAUACAGCUUUAUGACAAACGUUGGCACGAACCAUGUGUUGGCGGUCUGGUACCUGCGGCCAACGACGGUGCAGAGUCUGUGUCGAUGCCUGGCCCUUUAGUUGAGGAAACCUUUUGGCAGCAGCCCGAUAUCCACAAACUGUGGCCUCCUGGCGAAACUGUGCAUACGCUUAAUCCCACGCAGGCAUCGUUUCCUGGUUAUGUGGCAUAUGUAAUCGCGAGUAUUGAAUGUUACAUUUAUGCCAUUAACCGCCACGAUUCUCUUACGGCCUUCCGCGACCUUAUACCCAGACUUCAGGCCUUCGUCGGGACAGUUUCUGCGCCUGAACUGCGUAGCGAAUUGGAUAACGCCACCUACAUGGUCGCACAUAAGGAUAUGCAUUUUGCCAACAUCAUGUGCGACCCAACACACCCGGAUAAGAUGCCCAUUACCGCAGUUUUGGAUUGGGAGUUUUCGGGCAUCACACCAGCGAACCGAUGGAACCCGUCCCGCGCCUUUUUGUGGAAUGGGCAACAGAACGACGCUUCGAAACAGGAGAAGGAGCGGCUUUUCGAGCGCUUCAAAGAGCUGUUGAAGCAGCGCGCCCCGCAUAUCCUCAAUGAGAUGGAGCCCAACAAAAUGCAAGACAAAAUGCAGACGGUUCAAAGCUUCCUCAGGGCUAUUGUUGAAGUGUGUCCGCGCGGGCAAUGCGCGGACAAGGUGGGCUCGUGGCGCGCAACGAUAGAGGCCAGUCUGGAGGCAUUUGGUGUGUGAUUGCUGCAAGUUCAGACUGCAUCUAAUAACAUUUAGAGUCAGAAGUAUGGGCUUCCUUAGCAUCAUCGGUAGAGCAGGAGUGGUAAACAUGGUAGAAUAACGGAGUUAUUGAUAGGAAGGGGUGCCCAUAGCCCUAAUAACGGACUAGUGGACCAGCGAAGCAAUAUAGAUUUCUU
Molecule: messenger RNA, 1463 nt
Organism: Pyricularia grisea
Lineage: Eukaryota; Fungi; Ascomycota; Sordariomycetes; Magnaporthales; Pyriculariaceae
Exons: 2
Coding region: 61-1287 (408 amino acids)
Source: RefSeq, a predicted model, not a curated record